UUAGUGACCUAUGAUCUUUAGUUGCGUAUCAGGCGUGUGUCGAGCGGCAUGGCUUCGUCGGCGAAAAGGCGAGCAGUUGGAGUGCGACAGGAGCCCGAAGAGAGUGGAAGCGAGUCCUCGGAAGGGAGCUUCGGGGAGGGCGGCGACUCGGGGGAGGAAGACAGCAAUGAUUCAGAUGAAGAGAUCAACGAGGAGGUUAUAGUGGAUUUUGAAGCCCAUACCAUCUCAGAUAAUGAUUUCAACGGGAUAAAAAAACUGCUCCAACAGUUGUUCUUAAAGGCUAAUGUAGAUGUGUCGGAGCUGACCGACAUCAUCAUACAGCAGAACCACAUUGGUAGUGUCAUCAGGCAAGGGGAGGUUGAGGACAGUGAUGAUGAAGAUGAUGAUGAUGAAGUGUUUGGAUUCAUCAGCAUGCUGAACCUUACAGAGAGAAAGGGCGUUCCCUGUGUGGAGCAGGUCAAGGAGCUGCUGCUGGCCCAGUGUGAGAAGGUCUGUCCCCACGGCGUGGUGGAGGAGCUGGAGAAGACGCUGAAGGACACAGGGAAGCCGGUGGGGCUGCUCCUCAGCGAGCGUUUCAUCAAUGUGCCCCCCCAGAUCGCCCUGCCCCUGCACAAGCAGCUCCAAGACGAAAUAACAGAGGCGCAGAAGACCAACAAGCCAAGCGGCAAGUACCGUUACUGCCUGAUGAUCAGCAAGACAUACAUGGCAGAGAAGAAGACUGGGCAGAAAGAGGAGCUGAUGUUCUGUAACGCCGAGGAGGAGUUCUUCUAUGAGCAAGCGACCACAAAGUUCAACUAUUCAGUCCAGGAGGAGGCUGAUUCCUGCCUGGGCGGACGAUGGUCCUUCGACGACAUCCCUAUGAAGCCUUUUCGCACGGUGAUGCUGAUUCCUUCAGACCGGAUGGUUGUCAUCAUGGACAAACUUAGGGAGUACCUGACUGUUUGAGGAUGUCCAACACCAAAAAAAAUAAACGUCAUUUAUUUGCUCUGUUAUUGUAUAUGUUACCCCUGUGUCGAAAAUGUGGGGUAGUCUUGUCGAUAGUCAUUGAUUGACAGUCGGGGAUCUCAACAGGAAUGUCUUCAGAUGAAUUUGGCAUACAUGAUCAUAUUAAUUUUGCCGAUUUUAAUCAUUCUUGCAACAUACAUGGUGUGAAAUUUACUUUUCUCCAUCUAGAUACCUGAAUAUCUUUUGAUAUUGCGACAGAUUACUAUCCACUCUUUUGAAAGAUCUCACUAUCCAUGUAUCCCACUGUCCAAUAAUUUAUUUCUUAAUAAAGCAUAUACUCAUAUUUACAAA
This is a messenger RNA of Brienomyrus brachyistius, 1296 nucleotides long. RefSeq names its product BRCA2 and CDKN1A interacting protein. The record is from RefSeq and is a predicted model, not a curated record. Gene Ontology annotation, cellular component: nucleus. NCBI's taxonomy places the organism in Eukaryota, Metazoa, Chordata, Actinopteri, Osteoglossiformes, Mormyridae. The transcript is spliced from 7 exons. The coding region runs from base 49 to 945 and encodes 298 amino acids.